Molecule: messenger RNA, 678 nt
Organism: Homalodisca vitripennis (glassy-winged sharpshooter)
Lineage: Eukaryota; Metazoa; Arthropoda; Insecta; Hemiptera; Cicadellidae
Exons: 3
Coding region: 1-678 (225 amino acids)
Source: RefSeq, a predicted model, not a curated record
AUGGCCAAGAGUGCGGUAGAUAGGCAAGUGGCCGCUGCCUUAACGGCGGUAGAUAAGCCCGGUGUCGAGAUAACGCCUAAUAUUGGACUUGUCGAUAUACUAAAUGAAAUGAAAUCAUUCAGGCUGGAGAUUAAGGAAACUAAUAAGGAAUUUAGAAAUCAGUUAGAAAACUAUUCCGAGUGGAUUGUAGAUAAUGGUAAAAAAAUUGAGGAGUCGAGCAAGGACAAUGUUGUCGAGAUUAGUGGGGUACCUCACAAAGAGAAGGAUGAUAUUUUGAAUAUCAUCGGUAAGAUAUCGGAUGCAAUCGGCUUUCUUUUUAAGGAGGAUAGUGUUGACAAUUGCUAUCGAUACAAAUCAAUUGAUGGGUCAAGACCUGGAAUUAUUGUUGUCCGUUUCGUCCGAAAACUGGACAAAGAAGCAUUUAUGAACAAGAGGCGUGUGAAGAAGAAUCUAAACUCGAGAGACAUUGGUUUCAUGGAUGGAGACGCAUCGGUGAUUUAUUUCAAUGAGAGUUUGACGCAGGAGAAAAGAAAGCUACUGAAUAUGGCUCGUGCUAUUAAGAGAGAAAAACAGUAUACAUAUUUGUGGGUAAGGAACGGACGCAUUUUCAUGAGGAAAAAUCAAGGUGACCGUUUUGUUACAAUUGACAGCAUUGAGGAUGUCAACAAAUUGGCCUGA